AUGUCUGCAAAUAUCCCGGCCUGGAAACGAUUGGGCCUCAAGCUCAAGCAGCCCGCAUCCGGCUCAGAGAUUGGCGGCCCUGCUGCUGGCAACGCCGAGGGAUCGAAGCCCAACGGUCUACAACACCACGACGGCCGGAACGGCGUCAAUGCGGCGAACGCCGCCAGCGCCUCCGCCGCCGCCGCCAAAAGGAAACGUCCCGAGCACUUCUCGACUCCCCCUGCGUUCAGCUCCCCCCUCAAAAGGACCCGCACCGACGACCAUGCUUCCACACCCCCGACCCUGAGGAAGCAGAAGUCCGUCACCUUCACCGACGACACAAAGAACCCCGAGUCGACGAGGAACGACGCCGCCAAGAAGAAGAAGAAGAGCAGCAAGCCCGCGAAACAGCAGCCACAGGCCGACAUCAAGCCCUCCCUCGAGUAUCUCAGGACCUGGAAGCACGCCCGCGACUCGUGGAAGUUCAACAAGAACUGCCAGACCAUCCUGAUGAAGCGAGUCUUCCAACCCGACCAGAUCCCGUCGAGUGAUAUCAACACCUUCUACGACUACAUCCAGGACCUCAAGGGCUUCACAAGGAAGAGGUUGAGAGAGACGGCGGCAGAGGUCCAAAAGGAGGACGCCUCGAAGGGCAAGGCUGCCUUCCCUGAAGGCACGCCGGACAUGGAUGUCAAGCAGUCCGAGUACGAGAAGGUUCUCGCUGGCCUGAUGCAGCUCGGCUCGGAGAGCAAUGGCAAGAGAAAGAGGUUCGACGAGGGCGGCUUCGUGACCCAGUCCACCGAUGUUGCGAUCACGCAGCGGGUGAUCAAGCGCAUGCGCGCCGAGACGAUAUUGGAGGAGCUGGCGGAGAGCGAUGACAGCGACGCAAUGACCAUUGACACCGAGGAGACGCCUGCCGUAGUGGCGCAAGCAGCCUCUCAGGAGGAGGCUGUUGACAAGAGGGUGAAGCUCAACGACGGGACGAAGCAGAAUGCCCCUCGUCGUCGCAAGCAGCGUACGGCGAACAUGGACGAUACCAGCUCGGACGAGUCUUCCGACGAUGACGACGACGACGACACGAGCAGUGACAGCGACUCGUCGGACGACGAGUCUGAUAACCAGUCUGAGAUCCAGCGCCAGGCUGCCCAGAGAGACGCCGAGACAUCCAGCAGCUCCUCCUCAUCUUCAGAGGACGAAGAUGACAGCGACGACGAUGACAGCUCGGAAGAGGAAACGGCGAAGAAGCCCGCCGGCAAGAGGAAGUAA
Messenger RNA from Colletotrichum karsti, 1245 nucleotides. RefSeq lists its product as uncharacterized. Lineage: Eukaryota; Fungi; Ascomycota; Sordariomycetes; Glomerellales; Glomerellaceae. The transcript has a single exon. Bases 1 to 1245 code for a protein of 414 amino acids. The record is from RefSeq and is a predicted model, not a curated record.